This is a messenger RNA of Trichoderma breve, 582 nucleotides long. Its product is annotated as phosphate transport (Pho88) domain-containing protein. The record is from RefSeq and is a predicted model, not a curated record. Lineage: Eukaryota; Fungi; Ascomycota; Sordariomycetes; Hypocreales; Hypocreaceae. The transcript is spliced from 3 exons. Gene Ontology annotation, biological process: protein targeting to ER. Gene Ontology annotation, cellular component: mitochondrion; endoplasmic reticulum. The coding region runs from base 1 to 582 and encodes 193 amino acids.
AUGGGUAUCAGUCCUCAGAUCACCAACCUCAUGAUCAUCCUUGGUAUGAUGCAAGUCACCAAGAAGAUCCCCUUCGAAGACGAGAACGUGCUCAACCUCGUCCGCGCCAUCUACAUUGGCAGCAACGUCAUCAUCGCCGCUCUCUAUUUUUACAUCCAGAUCCAGAUCAACAAGAAGAAGGACAUGACCACCCUCAAAUACGUUGAGCCCGCGCCCAUGGGUUCCUCCGAGGAGGGCAAGCUCGUCACCACCACGAUCCACGCCUACGACUCCAACCAGCUCCGCCAGCUCUGGCGUGGCCAGCUGAUGGGUAUCGCCAUGAUGUCCUUCAUGCACCUCUACAUGAAGUACACCAACCCCCUCGUCAUCCAGAGCAUCAUCCCUCUCAAGGGCGUCUUCGAGGGCAACCUCGCCAAGAUCCACAUCUUUGGCCAGCCCGCCUCUGGCGAUCUCAAGCGACCUUUCAAGGCUGCCCAGGGCUUCAUGAGCGCCAUGCAGGGUGCCAACGGCACUGUCCAGAGCGACAAGAAGGCUGUCGAGGCUGCCGAGAAGGCCGGCCGCGGCGGUGCCAAGGAGGAGUAA